AUGCCUUACAAUGCCCGAUCAAAGAAUCUCCCUGAAUCAGUUGCUAAUGGUGGGCUAGAAGACCCCCGAGCAUCUCACCAAGCAUUUUUCAAACAGCGAAUGACUUGUCGAGACGUAAAGGAUUUCAUAUCCAACACAUCAGAAUUUUCGCUUUUGGAACCUGGAUCCAACAGGACAUCUCAACAGGGCAAACGAAACAGCAAGAGCCAGACCAAACUUGAUGAGAUUGUUUCUCGUGCCAAGGAGAUUGGAAAACCUGGCGCUAAACAGAAUGUGGGACAACCUUUGUCGGAUCUCGUCCCGGGGCUAGUCACCACUGGUGGUUUGAGUCGAUCUCCUGCUUUUGAUUGUCUGCCUGUGGUAUCUCAUUGGGCUGAGCGUACCGAUGAAUCUUCGGCCGCAGAUUCUGCGGUCACCGUCCGUCUAUCAUCGACUUGGGAGAGCAUUCAUGUCAUUGGAGAAGGAGCCACCAUGCAGUCUCCACUUGGAGCGCCUUGCUGGUCGCUCAAGACUCAUGGCAUCUCGGCGGUCGACGCGGAGUCGAGCAAAUUUUCUCAAAAAUACGUAGCCGAAAGCAAGACCUUGGUCACGACUGUCGCUUUGGCUCGUCGAGUCGAUACUCCUUUGACCGGAGGAGUUUUGAGCGCUGCUACUGGUAUCUCUUGGAUACGAAAUACACGCGUAGCAGAUGCCGUCGAUUGCGCAGUGGGGUUACUUUCCGACGCCGCAGAACUCUUGACCGCACGCAACAAGGUACUAGCAACAGGAAAUACACAGCGUCUUCCCUUUGCGGAGGUGCAAGAGGUUACACUCGACGUCCUCACACGUGAAGAUUGCGAGGGGCCGCUACUCAACACCAGCGUCUUUUCAAUGGCGAUUGGUUACAAUCGUGGUGUCUAUGGUGGAUCCAUCUCCGGAUUAUGGGCAAUCAUGGAUUCAGCAUUCGUUCUCGAUUAUUCCAUUGGAAAAGAUAGCCCGGAGAUGGCGGAUAAAUUGGCUUUCAGCUUCGCUGAAGUGGCAGCUGUUGCCGAAACCUCCGUGUCCGCAGGUCCACACAUCACAGACAUUCGAGUUGUCAAAGGGUGCAAUUAUUCAUGUUUACGCCAGAAAGCGAUAAUUGAAGAUGAUGACCCAGGACGCUCCCGCCCGUGUAUUGUCGUGUGGAAUGACUUAGCCCGAUUAGCACGUUAUAAGCUUGCAGAUGCCGUUUUCUGUCAUGUCUAUUACGAUGCAGGUGGCGGGGAACAGAUGGCGGCAAUUGCAGGGCUAGGAUGCGUGGCACACGAUUGGAUUGAUCUAGGAGCCGAUGUAGCAUGCGGCGAAGUCAGCAAUAUUAUUCCUUCAUUAACAAGGGGAUCAUUGGAGGAGAAGCCACUCGCCGAAGUGUACUCGCGUCUGACGGGUGCAAUGAUCUGGUAUCGCGAUAACGACCCAUAUAAUCCUGCAGCUCUCUGCCUUUUGUUCACCCACUGGUGGCAACUUGCCAACUGUCGCCACAGACCCAUCACCCUUCUUGGCCGGACCGAUCUUGAUGUCGACAAGUCCAUUAUCGCCACAAUUCCAGAUGCAAGACCAUCACUAGAGCAUUUUCGAGCCUCUGGUAUCGAAAUAGAACGCAGCUCACAAGCCCUAGCCAACGCUGAGGCACGGCUCCAAUCUAUUAUUUCCUCAGGUCCUUUGCCAGAAACCCAGACUGUCAUUGAUCUCCUCGUCAGCCCUGUUCUUGCAUACGUCAAAGGCGGAGAUCACCUUCCAUUGGAAAAUGAAUAUGUUGGGGCUGUCCUCGCGGUGGAAAUAGCUUAUCCUCAUGGGCAAAAGAUUAUGGAGUUGUGGGAUUUGGCAAUUGUCAUGUGGGAAUGCGGAGCUAUGUGGGGGGCAGGAGUGGCCGGGCUUGCGUAUACACACAGUGGUCGUUUGAACUGUGAUAGGGCUCGCGAUGACUUGUCGGAAAGUACCUGGAGCUAA
Messenger RNA from Botrytis fragariae, 1965 nucleotides. RefSeq lists its product as uncharacterized. The record is from RefSeq and is a predicted model, not a curated record. The coding region runs from base 1 to 1965 and encodes 654 amino acids. NCBI's taxonomy places the organism in Eukaryota, Fungi, Ascomycota, Leotiomycetes, Helotiales, Sclerotiniaceae. The transcript has 2 exons.